GGAUCCGAUCUUCAAUUCACCUUGUGUGUGUGUGUGUGCGCACAGUGGUUUGUUUGUUGCUAUCACUUCACUGUAGAGGAGAGGCUAAAGUGGGAUGAUCGACAACCUCAUCUCUCUUUGCUUCCAGGUUUUGUCUUUUUUCUCCGUGUUUCUUUGUUCUCGUCUUUUUGCAGCCGUGGAUGGCACAUCAUUCCGUGGGCUGGAUGCAUGGUUGAGGUACCUUGGGCAAGAAUUGGAUAAAACGACAAAUGGAAUAAUCUUCUCCAGGCGGGGGAUAAUGCAAGACGAUACUGGUUCUGCGCCACAGAAGAGAGGGAGAGAGAGGGAUCCUCCUAUUCAUUCUACGAUACUGCGAGACGAUAACUAAGGUAAGGUAACGCGUGGGU
Messenger RNA from Amorphotheca resinae ATCC 22711, 386 nucleotides. RefSeq lists its product as hypothetical. NCBI's taxonomy places the organism in Eukaryota, Fungi, Ascomycota, Leotiomycetes, Helotiales, Amorphothecaceae. The transcript has a single exon. The coding region runs from base 95 to 367 and encodes 90 amino acids. The record is from RefSeq and is a predicted model, not a curated record.